AUGGCCCCACCGUUCCUUAGCCGUCCCGAGAUUCAACACCUCGUUGGAAACUUUUUGAUCGAUUUCUACAACCGCGAGGACGUCGAGAAUUGGGAAGAUGUGCAAAGAGCCACUAUCGAUGCUAUGGGAGACAUCAUCGUGCAGCUUGCUCGGGGGCAAGCGCAGGCGCAAGCAGGAGGUACCAAUACCUCUCCGGAACCGAUGGACUUAGACGAUGGUGAGGCUGUACAACCUGAAGGACCAGAUUCAGAUGACACUUCAGAUCCAGAUAACUUUGUGAGAGACGACAUCCCUCCCCAGGCGCUCAAUAACGCUUCCGGCUCCCGAGACAAGCCCGAUUCAGGCUCGGAGUCUGAGGAGUCUUCGUCGAAGAAUCCCCGCAGCGGUAGAGGAGAAAUCAAGACUAAGAAUACCCCACGGAAGAACACCAAGGUAAAGUCUGACCGUGUUGCAAGCCUUGAACAACGCAAGACGAACCGAUGUGUGUUGGAGUGUGACUUGGGCUACACGACGACGGAUCGUCUCAAGAGACAUUACAAAUCUCACCACCCUGGCUGGGAGGACGCAGUUGUGGCUGCUGGCCAGACCAUCUUUGCUAAUCAGCGCAGCUACACGAGGCGAGACACAUGAGAGGGGGCAUGGUUUUCCAAUGUGAGGGGUAUGUUGUGUGCAUGAUUUUGCUGAUGAGAGUACAGAAAAGGGUCUUUUAGUUUUUGUCUGAAUUUUAUUUUCAAGUUUCAGGUAAUGGCAAUUGAUGCGAGGAGAAAUAUCAUGAUACCCAAGCCGGAC
Messenger RNA from Colletotrichum acutatum, 789 nucleotides. RefSeq lists its product as uncharacterized. Lineage: Eukaryota; Fungi; Ascomycota; Sordariomycetes; Glomerellales; Glomerellaceae. The transcript has 2 exons. Bases 1 to 630 code for a protein of 209 amino acids. The record is from RefSeq and is a predicted model, not a curated record.